AUGUCUUCUUCAGACUCUGCUGAUAACAUUUCCAAGUGGGAGGAACGUAGAUAUGCACUUGCUGCAGGUUUUUCUGCAAGAAAAAAUACCUCUUGGAAAAAUGGUGGUGGUUUAGUGAAAAUAAGAUAUAUUGUCUGUUCAAAAGAAGGAUUUCAUGUUAGCAAAGAAAUAGAUUCUGGUUCAGUUGAGAAUAGUAAAAAGAUUGUUAGACGUAAUAUAGGUUCAAAAAGAGUUGGAUGCAAUGCUCAUGUGAAAUUAAUAUUAGAGAACAAUAAUAUGUUUAAAAUCUACUACUUUGAAGAAGAACAUAAUCAUAUCUUUGUUGAAGAUGAAGAUAUUCAUUUCUUGCCGGCUGCCAGAAGUAUCGAUUAUGUGAAAGAAAGUUUUAUAUCUGGAUUGUCUGCAAUCAAUAUUGGACCUGUUAAAGCAUUCAAUAUUAUGAAAACAAUGUAUGGUGGUUUUGGUGAAGUUGGUGCUAGUAAAGUUGAUUGUAAAAAUUAUAGAAGGGAUUUGAAUCUUUACAUCGGAGAGUAUGAUGCAAAAAUGUAUGAUUUGGUUUUUGUACCAUUUACUGGUAUUGAUAAUCAUUUUAGGAAUGUCACAUUUGGUGGUGCAUUACUUGGUUCGGAGACUGCAUAUUCUUAUAGAUGGCUUUUAAGGUGCUUUGUUAAUGCUUUUGGAAGUGAGCCUAAAGUUGUUGUUACUGAUCAAGAUGCUGCAAUGAAGAGAGCUGUUAAGGAUGUACUUUCAAGAAGUAGGCAUAGGUUAUGUAUGUGGCAUAUAUGGGAGAAAUUGAAGACAAAGGUUGGUCCUGUUUUGUCAGCAAACACUGAUUUUAAUACAAGAAUGACUCAUGUUGUUUGGAAUGAUACUAUUAUUCCAGAAGAUUUUGAAACUGAGUGGCAUUCAAUAAUGUCUACUUUUAGAUUGGAAAAUCAUGAGUGGUUAAAAGAUAUGUACGAUCUUCGAUUUGAUUGGAUUCCUGCUUAUUACCAUGGAGAGGAUUUGGCUGGUCUUAUGCGUACUACGUCAAGAUGUGAAAGCGAGAAUUACUUCUUUGGUCAAAUUUGCAAUCCAAGAUGUACACUUGUUGAAUUUUUCACUCAUUUUGAGACUGCAAUGGAUAUUCAAAGGCAUGAGCAUAGGAGGAAUGAUCAUGAUACAAGGUAUAUUGAGUGUAAGCCCUGGAGUGAUUUUGUGCAAUACAACAAACAAGAAGAUGGUUUAAGUAUAAGUUGUUCUUGCAAACGGUUUGAACAAUUUGGUAUACUGUGCCGCCAUAUAUUUUACGUAUUACGGUAUGAUGAUAUAACUGAGUUUCCUAGAAGAUAUGUUCAUAGAAGAUGGAUGAGAGAUGUUGUUUCAGUUGAAUCAAAUCAUUCCAAUAUUCGGUUUGAUGAAAUUGGUAGGAAUAGUGAAAUUGAUAAAGUUUAUAGAGAAAUCGUUGUUGCAAAUGAGUAUGUGGUUAAUAGGCUGGUUGGCGAUUUUGAUGAGCCGUGUCGUUACAGGGAUCAUAUUAAAAGUUAUAUUGAUAAAGCGGAUGAGGUUAUGGUUGUUGCGCCGCCUCCUAGUCGCAAAGAAAGAUUUGCUGAUAUUGGAUGGAACUUAGAAAAAUCAGAUUCUAUGAUUCGUGUCCCGAUCAAAAUAAGGACCAAAGGAUGCGGUGUACAAAAAAGGAUCAAGUCUAAUCGUGAGAUUGCAAUUCAGAAAUCAUCAAAGAUCCAGAAAUCGUGCCGUGUAUGUGGUGGAAAAGGACAUAACAGUCGCACAUGUAAAGAUAAGGUUUCUUCUAAUGCUAUAGGUUCUAGCAAUGCAAUGUAA
Molecule: messenger RNA, 1821 nt
Organism: Helianthus annuus (common sunflower)
Lineage: Eukaryota; Viridiplantae; Streptophyta; Magnoliopsida; Asterales; Asteraceae
Product: protein FAR1-RELATED SEQUENCE 5-like
Exons: 6
Coding region: 1-1821 (606 amino acids)
Biological process (GO): regulation of DNA-templated transcription
Molecular function (GO): zinc ion binding
Source: RefSeq, a predicted model, not a curated record